GAUGCUUAACUCAAAAGGAAAAUGAAAGACACAUGUACAAGAAGCUGAAGACAUUACUAUAUUACCGCGAUGAAAGUUGUGGCACUAAUAAGUGGAGGGAAAGACAGCUGCUACAACAUGAUGCAGUGUGUAGCUGAGGGACAUGAUAUUGUGGCUCUUGCAAAUCUCAAACCCAAGGAUAAAGAUGAGCUGGAUAGCUACAUGUAUCAAACUGUUGGUCACCAGGCCAUUGAACUCUACGCAGAGGCUAUGUCACUGCGUCUGUACAGGAGAGUUAUUGAAGGUAGUUCAAAGAUGAUUGGUGAUUCAUAUCAGCCAACGGCCAAUGAUGAAGUGGAAGACUUAGUCUGUCUGCUCAGACAAAUCAAGGAAGAAUUGUCCAUAGAAGCUGUGUCUGUAGGGGCUAUUCUAUCAGACUAUCAGAGGGUAAGGGUGGAAAAUGUGUGUUGCAGACUCGGCCUCACUUGUUUGGCUUACCUGUGGAGACGAGAUCAAAGUGACCUUUUGAAAGAGAUGAUAAACUGUGGAGUGGUAGCUGUUCUUAUCAAGGUGGCUGGAUUAGGUUUGGAUCCCAAAAAACAUCUUGGCAAGACGCUUGGAGAAAUAUACCCCCAUAUGGUUCAAAUGAAUGAAAGAUAUGGCUUGAACAUCUGUGGAGAAGGAGGCGAGUACGAGACAUUUACCUUAGACUGUCCUCUGUUCAAUCGGAAAAUAGUCAUAGAUGAAUCGGAGAGAGUGUUGCACUCCGACGAUGCCUUUGCCCCAGUGGGCUAUCUGAAUUUGGUUAAGCUGCAUUUGGAGGAAAAAAACAUAGAUGCAUCCUUGUCCUAUAAGAGGAGAAUUGAAGGAUUGCCUAUGCUGAGAAGCGAGGAUGUAUUGCAGGAGAUUGAAACAGAGUUGACUGAUAUGGUUGUAACCAAAACCACUCCAUAUAGUGCGGUUACACAUGAGGAAAGCGUCAUGAACGGAGACCCAUGUGGUCAGGUGGAUGUUGUCAGGAAGGUGACAUCAGACGGUCAGUUCUGGAUCUCUUGUAUCCAUGCUGUGAGACAACCGGACACAGAUAUCACUCAGCAAGCCCAAGAAGCAAUGGACCUAUUCAACAAAUCCGUGAGACAGUGUGGUGCUGAGAUGACUGAGGUUGUAACAGUGUGUUUGUACGUCCAGUCUUUAGCGGAUUUUGUUGCCAUUAACACAGUUUACAAGCAAAGUUUCGGUAUUAACCCUCCUUGCAGAGUGUGUGUCCAAGCCUGUCUCCCCUCAGACGUCAGCCUCCAGAUUGAUUGUUAUGGGUGGUCGGGCAGUAAACAGGCAUCAGAGGUCAGGCGAAAAACUAUGCAUGUGCAAGGCAUAUCCCACUGGGCCCCGGCUAACAUAGGGCCCUACAGUCAAGCAGUACGGGUGAAUAACAGAGUGUAUGUUGCUGGUCAGAUACCACUCUGUGCUGGCUCCAUGAAGAUUGUGAGGGGUGGGAUUUUACACCAGACGGCAUUAGCUCUCCGUCAUGUGACCAGAAUACUAACAGCCAUGGGCGCUCAGUCAGGAUUGGCCAGUACAACUCUAUCAAUCUGCUACAUAACUCACAGAAACCAUAUCACACCGGCACUACAAGUCUGGGACGCCACACUGAAAAAACAGCGUGCUGAUUGUGAUGCGGGUUCCCCAGGGUCAGAACCAUUAGUGACAUGUGUGGUUGUCCCCGAGCUGCCCCGACACGCCCUGGUGGAGUGGCAGGUCUACGCUGACCCACCGGAUGGGGAAUCUGAUAGUGACUCCAUAACAUCAGCAUGUAGAUAUGGGGAAGUGACUCAAGUACAACAAAGCUUCAGGGUGUGCCUGCAGUACAGACAUCACCAGGACACCCCUCUCUCUGUGUUAGGACAUGUCUGUAGAUUGAAGGACACCUUAUCUGUAGGUGAGGUCAUCAACAGUAUUUUCAAAGCCUAUGCUGAGAUUGAAGAACAUCUUGAGAUACAGCUCAGUGACCUGCCUGGACUUAAGAUGUUUUACAAGUGCGGCAUUUUUACACACAGAAUGCUCAGUGAUGCACUGAAGGCAAGUGUGGUAGAAAAUCCAGAUGUUUCAUCAGUGCCAGUUAGUCUGGUGCCAGUCCUAGAGCUGUCUGCUCCUGAUAUUGUUCUCACAGUUUGUCACUGAUGAUGUGGAGGAAAAUAGAUGAAUUUGUGAUAAUCAUUAUCAUGUUAUAUCAUUAUUGUUUGGUAGCAUCACUGUAUAUUAUAUUAUAUUAAAUAAUCAUUAUAUGGUAUAUAACUGAUCUUCUUGUGCCAUUGUUAAUAACAUACAGGUACACUGUUCAAAAAAAAGGAGGGGAUAUCCCAAGUCAAGUUAAUAUUUCUGGAAACCACUGUUGUGUAAUGAACAAGGAAUACAGUUAUGUAGUUCAUGAUGUGUCAUAAUAAUCAAAAUACACCAAAACUUUGAAAGCAUUUUACAUGACAUGGCAUGUGAACCUCCAUAUAUCCUUUCUGUCAUUAAAUUUGUUAGUGUUAUUGAUAAACUGUUUAUCUAAUUA
Liolophura sinensis is the source of this 2533-nucleotide messenger RNA. RefSeq lists its product as uncharacterized. Bases 70 to 2157 code for a protein of 695 amino acids. The record is from RefSeq and is a predicted model, not a curated record. Gene Ontology annotation, biological process: protein histidyl modification to diphthamide. Gene Ontology annotation, molecular function: diphthine-ammonia ligase activity. The transcript is spliced from 17 exons. Lineage: Eukaryota; Metazoa; Mollusca; Polyplacophora; Chitonida; Chitonidae.